GAGGAUAAAAAGGGAAUACAAAAUUGUAGUAACCAACACAUGACACACGUAUUGAAAUUCAUUCAUCAUCCUUAAAAUUGAAUCACAAGGAAGAGUGAAUUAUGGGAGACGAAUCAAAUCAAGAACAUCAAAUAUCAUUAGCAGCACCUUUCAUAUUUUUGAUUGUUGCUGCUUUUCAGUCAGCAUACUAUUGUCUAGAUCAAUUGAAGAAGAAUGGAUCCGAUAAUGAAAAAGAAAAUCAAUUGCGUGGAGAAAUAAAACAUCUUUUGAAGGAGGCAAGCUUGUUGUCACAACCAUCAACAUUUGCACAAGCCUCAAAACUGAAAAGACUUGCAAAGGUCAAGGAGAAGGAACUUGCAAAGUAUCAAAAUUUGCACCGCAAGGAUCUGGUUUUGUAUUUGAGAGUGAUUCUCAUUGGAAAGUAUAUAACGUAUGGAAUGUUGGUAAUUUGGUUUUGGCGUGUUCCUGUUGCUAGCAUAUCUCUACAACUCGUGCAACCAUUUGGGAGAUUAUUAUCUUGGAAGACUGGAGCAAUUCAAGAUGACAAUAUUGUGGUUGGGAUAAUAGCUUGGUUAAUAGUGUCAGCCAGAGUUUGCAGAUAUGUUCGUCGAGCUUGUAGCAAAUUGUCAUGAUUUUCAUUGUGUGAAGACACUAAUUGCAUGAUGCUUCCGAGAAAAUUACAAGUUGUUUUAACUAUUAAUCAUGAAGUUGAAUGAUUAAAUGUUAACACAUAACAUAUACAUUUUUUUUUGACACAACACAUACACUUGUUAGAUAUUUGUUCUUAUACUUUUAUCACUACUCUAAUCGAUGAAUGAUUCCAUUUUUAAAGGUCCUAUUUUAAUAUUUAA
Messenger RNA from Cicer arietinum (chickpea), 851 nucleotides. Its product is annotated as protein GET1-like. The record is from RefSeq and is a predicted model, not a curated record. NCBI's taxonomy places the organism in Eukaryota, Viridiplantae, Streptophyta, Magnoliopsida, Fabales, Fabaceae.